GGUCAGCGCGAGUGCUGGAGCUGGCCCGCCGGGCUUUGCACAUUGAAGCUGCGAGAAGCUUCCCCUUCCGCCUCUCUCCGAGUCACCGCCAAGCCCUACCCCUUCACCGGGAGUCGCGCUCUCUUCCUAUCCCUUCUCCGCGCUGACUGUUAACGUUCCAGGUGGAAACCCGGGACGUGUCGGAGGGUUUGAGUGGGGACAGUGUGCAAGACAGAUCGAUCCUAAACGUUCGGGAGCAGCCGCCGUGACAGAUGAGGGUAAAAGACCCAUCCUCCCGACGUAAUGGCGAAAUGACAAAAAAAACCAGAAGGCCUGAGAGGUAUCAAGAUGAUGAUUCAUCUGAUGAAGUCGCAGGUUCUACCUGCCAGCAUUUUGGAAGAGCAGUGGAUCUGAUCCAAGUGAAGAAGGCAGUUACUCAAAACCACUGGUCAGUUUGUGCAGAGUGUGUCAGAAGUUUGAAAGUACACGAUGAAGAGCCUGAUGUUUCACCAAAUAUUUGUAUGUGUCUGAAAUGUGGUUACCAGGGGUGCAGUCAAAACUCAAAACAUCGGCAUUCUUUCAAGCAUUUCCAGACUGCGCGCUUGGAUGCACAUUGUAUUGUGAUCAAUUUGGACUCUUGGACUGCUUGGUGCUAUGAAUGUGAUGAGGAAUUAAUAUCGUGCCAUAAAAAGGUUCUUUCACACUUGCUGGAUUUUCUGCAAAGACAUGCUACUAAGACCCACUCAGGUUUGAAUUCAAAAUUAAUGAAGGUUUUGGAUGAAAAUUCAGAUAGCAAUGAAACAGAAAGAGGAAAACAUAUGAUCAACAAUGUAGCUGUUCCUGUCAAAGGCCUGUGCAAUUUAGGAAAUACCUGCUUCUUUAAUGCUGUUAUGCAAAAUAUGGCUCAAACCCACAUGCUUAGUGAUCUUAUGCAUGAGAUGAAAGAGAAAGGGACAAAGCUGAAGAUUUGUCCACCCGCUGACUCAAAUUUGGAUCCAUUGAUGAUAACACUUCCUAGCCCUGGAUUAUUGACAUCAGCCGUUUAUUUAUUGCUUCACAGUAUGAAAGAAGCAGGAAAUGGGCCGUUGGUUCCGAGAGCACUUUUCAGUCAGUUAUGUCAGAAAGCACCACGUUUCAGAGGGUACCAGCAGCAAGAUAGCCAGGAAUUGCUUCACUAUCUGCUGGAUGCCAUGCGGAUUGAAGAAACUAAGCGCAUACAGAGUGCUAUUUUGAAAGCCUUCAACAAUCCAACAGUCAAAACUGCUGAUGAAGAGACUAAACGAAAAGUUAAAGUAUAUGGUAGAGAAGGUGUGAAGAUGAAUUUUAUCGAUCGGAUUUUUGGUGGAGAGCUGGUCAAUACUAUCAUGUGUGAAGAAUGCUCACAUAUUUCAACUGUUAAAGAACAUUUUAUUGACCUUUCACUACCCAUUAUCGAAGAAAGGGCAGCCAAACGAGGAUCAUCAGAGAAAAUAAAGAAAACUCAUAAAGGAAAAGAUGUGGAACUUAAGGAAAAUAUUUUGGCUUCAAGUAAGCAGGACACCUGCGCAACAUCUCUUACCGCAAUCAAAUAUAAAACAAAGAGUUCUAAGAAAUCACCAUCAAUGAAAUACAUGGGCCAUGCAAGCAAACAAAGGAUAACAGAAAUGAAGAAAUCAACAGCAGAUGAUGAUGAAGGGAAUUGGCAGGUUUCUGCAGAGCGAAAUAAUGGGCACCAAGAAGAGGAGAGUAACCGUACACUCUGUUGUUCUAGUCUAGGAGAAAUCAAUAACUUUAGUCAGUCAGAAGGUAGUGAUAAAGAUGGAAAUCAGUCAGAUGGAAGCAAUGAUGCAGAUACUGAAAUGUCAGAAUCUGAGAAUCGUUCAAAGUCUGUUCAGUCCUUAAGUUGCCACGCCGACUCCAAUUUUAAUUUGACAACUGUCAACCACAAACUGUCAAACAGUGAUUUAGUACAAAUUGAACAAGUGGAGUUUAAUUCUAAUGAUCCCAUUUCCAGCGCAGUAACUAAACUCAACCUUGGUAGUACCAAAAAUGAAAAUCUAAUAAUUGAUAGUCUGUCUGUUCCUCAUAAAGAAUAUGUUGCAUUCUGCAGUCAAGAUUCAAAGGAGAAAUCUGUAGCUUCAAAGAAAUUGGUUGCAGCAUUUCAAACAUUGUCCCACAACUAUGAACCAAGAUCCAAAGAAUGCUCGCUCCAAUCCUGUCUCAGCCAGUUUACAUCUGUGGACCUCCUUAUGGGUAACAACAAACUGUUAUGUGAACGGUGUACGGAGAAAAGACAGAAAUCAUACAAGAAAUCACAUUUAGCAGAGAAGAAAUCAGAACAUGUGUACACAAAUGCUCGCAAACAAAUGUUGAUCUCUGCUGUUCCACCUAUACUAAAUCUUCACCUUAAAAGAUUCCACCAGACAGGUUUAAGUUUGCGGAAAAUUAAUAGGCAUGUGGAUUUUCCUUUAGUUCUGGAUUUGGCGCCAUUCUGUUCUUCCAACUGCAGGAAUGUUGGAGAGGAAAACAAGGUGCUGUACAGUCUGUAUGGGGUUGUUGAACACUCUGGAUCUAUGCGUGGAGGACACUAUACAGCAUACGUCCAAGUCAGAGCAGCCAACAAAAAAGUAUCUGAUCAUACUCCUGGAAACAAAAAUAUUCAAGGUUUCAGAGAUGCUGGAGCACCAUCAAGGCAGUGGGUUUAUGUCAAUGACACCCAUGUACAGGCAGUUCCUGAAGCUAGAGUACUCAAUGCUCAGGCCUAUUUAUUGUUCUAUGAACAACUUCUGUGAAAGCAUUGUUUAGGAAGUGUACAUUAAUGCAAAAAAGCUGAUAAUAUUUUCUAAUUUCUAACAACAACACAAGUGGCUUCUCUAAACCUUUCAUAUUACUUUUCAUUUAUUUGAAUCAAUUACAAGAACAUCAUGAUUAAAAUUUAUCGCAACCAACAAAAGUAAAUGCAAAAAAAAGUAUGUAAAUCCAGUGAAAAUGUUUACUCACAAAUGAUGCCUUUAAUAUUGUAAUUUUUCUCUGCCCAAAUUUGUAUUUUGACUUACUGAAAUGCAGGCAAUUUCAUUAUGGUCAUUUUCAUUUAACAAAUAUUUUUUCAACUUUAAAAAGAUGCUGCUUUUAUUGCAUUUGUGAAAGCAAUGGCCAUGCACAUUCAAAGAUUAGGAAAAUUAUUGUUUAUAUAUUAGAGUAGAAGUAAUUAAAUUUUCAUGUUUCAUUGAUGAUUAUAUUUACUGUCAAAGACAGAAAUAAGAGUAUAGGCUAUAUUGCCUGACAUUGAGUAAUUAUGAAUUACUAUCUGACAGAUUUAUUUUUUUAAGGAAAUAAUUUGAUUCACUGGAAGCCCAUUUCACUUCAAAUAAGAUCUCUACCUUUGAUGAAACCAUUGUCGCAGUUUUUGAACUCUAAUACAUUACAAUUCCAAGAAUGAACAGAGUAUGAGGAAUGUUGUGCAUUUAAGAUAUUAUAUUUAUGUUAAUUCACACAAAACAUAAUACCAGAAAGGCACACUACUGUUUAAUGCACUGAAGGUCUUUUUCAGUACCCAUGCAUUUUUUUUUUCUUGAAUUAACUUGCAGUUUCACCAUGCCAUUUAUUUAUGUAUUUCUGUUCGUAAUCCUUAUCGAAAGCUCACUAUGAUAAAUA
Hemiscyllium ocellatum (epaulette shark) is the source of this 3612-nucleotide messenger RNA. RefSeq names its product ubiquitin specific peptidase 45 (gene usp45). The transcript is spliced from 18 exons. Gene Ontology annotation, cellular component: nucleus; cytosol. Gene Ontology annotation, biological process: protein deubiquitination. The coding region runs from base 252 to 2750 and encodes 832 amino acids. Lineage: Eukaryota; Metazoa; Chordata; Chondrichthyes; Orectolobiformes; Hemiscylliidae. The record is from RefSeq and is a predicted model, not a curated record. Gene Ontology annotation, molecular function: cysteine-type deubiquitinase activity; zinc ion binding; cysteine-type endopeptidase activity.